UAUUCAGAAAAGGCCUCCCAAAAUUCAUUCCUUAAAAACUUUCUCACAAGCCAGUCGUCACCACAUCAGAAAGCAUAUAACAUCUCCUUCUCUCUCUCUCUCUCUCUCUCUCUCAAAUGGAAAAAAACAACACCAUGGCUUCGCCAUCAUCGCCAACCGCAACAACCUUUGUGCAAGCAGAAACACACACCUUCAGAGACCUAGUCCAGAGGCUGACCGGGUCGUCGGUGGACUCGGAGAAGCUCCCGGUCAACCCAUCUUCAAAACUCUCCCCAAAAACCUUCACUCCCGCCGGUGAGCCCACCGGGCCCCGCCGGUCACCCUUCAAGCUCCACGAGCGAAGGCACACCCACACCAUGAGAAAGCUCGAAAUCAAGCUGGGCCUCACCACUCUCCGCAACAACUCGCCCCUCCAAACUCAGCGAGUCGACUCACCGGUUCAGAGCCCUUUAACCCCACUCCGGUCCGAGCCAAUGUUUCUACCCAUUUCCUGGGCCGAGUUGCCGUCGUCACCGCCCUUGUCGGACGAGGAGAAAGCUGUAGCCGAGAAAGGGUUUUACUUUCACCCAUCGCCGGUGAGUACGCCGAGAGGCACCGAGCCACCAGAGCUCUUGACCUUGUUUCCACUGAGUUCGCCGAGUCAGAAAAUUCGCGAUUCGUAAAGAUAUUUUUGGGCUUUUAGGAGUUCGACAAAAAUAUGUUGUGUUUUUCUUUUCUUCUCGGCUAAGAUAUCUUUAAAUUCAAUACUUCGAUUGCAUGCGGGUUUUGGGUUGUUUAUUAAUAUAUUUAAAUAAAAUUUUCUACGUAUGUUUUUUUA
This is a messenger RNA of Corylus avellana, 817 nucleotides long. RefSeq names its product VQ motif-containing protein 33-like. Lineage: Eukaryota; Viridiplantae; Streptophyta; Magnoliopsida; Fagales; Betulaceae. The record is from RefSeq and is a predicted model, not a curated record.